AUGCCACCCUCAAACGGCAACCCGGAACCAGACGAGAGGACAUCGCUCCUGAGCAAAGACGUUCCGGAAACAAUUGAGCCCUCGCUUGGCGAUGCUAUCACCCCGGGGAUGGAUGUCAAUAGCAGUAGCUCGUGCUCAAAGGGGGAUGAUCGAGACGAGGAAAGGGGGGAGGUCGAAGAUGGGGGUGAGGGAAAUCAUAAAGUCGCUCAGAAGAUGUACCUUUUGUUUCCGGCUGUCUCUAUUGGCAUCUUGUUGAGCGCAGCAGAUCAGACACUCGUCGUAAGCAGCUACGCUCGCAUGGGGAGUGAUUUGAACGCCUUGAACAAUACCAGUUGGAUUGCUACUGCAUAUUUUCUUACACUUACUGGAUUCCAGCCGCUAUAUGGUAAACUCAGUGACAUUUUUGGACGCAAGCCAGCGCUCCUUUUUGCGUAUAUUGUCUUUGGUACAGGCUGUUUAUUAUGUGGUCUGGCAAGGAAUUUAGGGGAACUUGUUGCAGCAAGGGCCUUUGCAGGAAUUGGUGGUGGUGGAGUGACUACCGUUGUCAGUAUACUAUUUAGCGAUAUUGUACCCCUCAGAGAACGAGGCUCUUGGCAAGGAUACAUGAACAUUGUCUACGCCGUCGGAGCUUCGGGCGGUGCCCCUCUAGGUGGUUUCCUUGCAGAUUCCAUUGGCUGGCGCUGGGCUUUCCUAGGCCAAUUCCCCAUGUGCUUCGUCGCAACAAUAGCCGUCUACUUCGUCCUCGAUCUUCCCAGAACAGACCACUCACACUGGCUCGAGAAGAUUAAACGUGUCGAUUUCCUCGGCGCUUUUAGUCUCGUGUUCGCAGUCUUCUCCCUGCUCAUCGGUCUCGAUCGUGGCAGCAACGUCUCUUGGUCUGAUACUGUCGCCAUAGUCUGUUCUUGCGUCUCUAUCCCGCUGUUUGCGAUUUUCAUCUUCAUCGAAAUGAAGGUGGCAUCUCAUCCCUUCGCACCUGGGCAUAUCAUUUUCGAACGCUCCCUGUUGCCCGCAUACCUCUGCAAUUUCUUCGGGAUCGGUGCACAUAUGGGCAUGAUCUUUUACAUUCCGUUGUAUUUCCAGGCUGUUGAAGGUAUGUCCGCUACAUCAGCCGGUCUACGUCUGGUCCCAGCUAUGAUAUGUUCAGUCAGCGGCUCUCUAUUCGCUGGGUUCUAUAUGCAGAAGACUGGUCACUAUUUCUGGCUCACUGUAUGCUCUUUUGCGAUAUCCAUUGCUGGGUCCGUGGUAGUGUUUCUUUGCUCGGGGAUUUUGUUUACUUCUGGCUGGGCUAUGGUCGCAGGGAUGGGGAUCACUGCUUUCGGGGCCGGGUCAGUUGUCGUUGCCACUCUGAUCAGUGUUCUGGCGAACGCGGAUCCAAAAGAUCAGGCCAUUGCAACUGCCUGCUCAUAUCUCUUCCGCUCCCUGGGCAGCGUCACAGGCGUCAGCUUGGCUGCUACAGUGGUGCAGCAGAGCCUCCGGACACGUCUGAGAGCUAGCUUGAAAAGUGGGAAGGAGGCAGAUGAGAUUGUUGACCAUGUGAGGCAGAAUCUAGACUACAUUAAGAAGCUAGAGCCACAGAUUCGGGUCCUGGUGAGAAAGUGUUAUCAAAAGGCUACAAAUUCUGCAUUUGGAAUUUCGAUUGCUUUCAUCAUCUGCGCUUUGGUAUCUUCGCUAUAUAUCAGGGAGAAGAAGUUGAGUAGAUAG
Molecule: messenger RNA, 1701 nt
Organism: Lachnellula hyalina
Lineage: Eukaryota; Fungi; Ascomycota; Leotiomycetes; Helotiales; Lachnaceae
Product: Vacuolar membrane amino acid uptake transporter
Exons: 4
Coding region: 1-1701 (566 amino acids)
Biological process (GO): transmembrane transport; basic amino acid transport
Cellular component (GO): fungal-type vacuole membrane
Molecular function (GO): basic amino acid transmembrane transporter activity
Source: RefSeq, a predicted model, not a curated record